Oncorhynchus gorbuscha (pink salmon) is the source of this 3568-nucleotide messenger RNA. Its product is annotated as cadherin-related family member 5-like. Lineage: Eukaryota; Metazoa; Chordata; Actinopteri; Salmoniformes; Salmonidae. The transcript is spliced from 17 exons. The record is from RefSeq and is a predicted model, not a curated record. Gene Ontology annotation, biological process: cell-cell junction assembly; homophilic cell-cell adhesion; adherens junction organization. Gene Ontology annotation, molecular function: cadherin binding; calcium ion binding. The coding region runs from base 349 to 3225 and encodes 958 amino acids. Gene Ontology annotation, cellular component: adherens junction; membrane; catenin complex.
UUCAAGUACUGUGUGUGUUUGCGUCCGUGUUUCUUUCUGUACGUUUGGCGGUGUCUGCUUGUGUAUCUGUGCUUAUGUUUCUUAGUGUGUGCUUAUUGCUGUGAGGACACGCUCCCUGGGUCAGCUUGGAAGGCUGUGUAUGUAUAUGUGUUCCUACAGUCCGUCCAGCAGAUAUGUUGUAUUCUCUAGGCAUUAAGAACAUAACGCACAGAUGAUCUAACAGCGAAAGGCCAGGGGUUGUGGUGUGAGAGGCUGGGACUGGGCCCGGAGCAUGGAGCUGUGCUAAGGAAGGUUCUAGAUCCAAGGCUAGGGGCUGUGAUUAAGACCUAGUGUUGGAUUGAGGCUGUAAUGAUGCAGCCACAGAGGCCUUGUUUGUCCAGGUGGAGGGUCCUGCUCUGGUCCACACUACUCCUCCUCAGUCCCCUCAGAGUCACAGGGCAUCCCUAUACAAUUGUAGAAGAGGGCUUGCCUUGGGAGGCCGGGAGUGGUGACCAAACUGUGAGACGAGAAAAUUGGAACCCAUGUCUGGAGGGCCAGGAUGUGUUUUCCACGGUUAGAGAGAACAGCAUGAUGGGAGAAUUUAUCAUUGAGCUUAACACAGAGCUGACAGCCAAUGAUGUUGUCUGGAACCUAACUGGGGAGGAUGCUGAUUGGUUCUUCCUGGAAGGGCGGAGCAUCAGACUCAAGGCCCCAUUGGACAGAGUUCUGGACCGGGAGGUUCAGGGCCCAGUCCUGAUGGCAGCGUUGACCUGCUUUGAGGAGGACAUUGUGCAGAGUGAGUACAGGAUCAUGGUGGAGAUUCUGAAUGAGAAUGAUAACACUCCUGAGUUUGUGGAGAGCACCAUUCAGCCUCGCAGCAUCAGUGAGCUGGCUGAGGUGAAUACAGUGGUGUUUACAGUCCAGGCCACAGAUGCAGAUGAUGACACCAUCAUGUACUCCAUCGACCAGACCUCGCCUGAUGCUGCAUACUUCAGAGUGGAUCUUCCUAACAGUGGAGAGGUGAUACUGGCCAAGCCUCUGGACUACGAGACCAAAACACAACUAGAGAUUACCAUAUCCGCUUUGGAGAUUAACACUGCAGAGAAGUUCAACACCAGUGCCAUCCUGAUCGUGAAUAUCUUGGACAGAGACGACCAGUACCCACAUUUCCUGCCAUGCACGCCCAUCUCCAACAACCAAUCAAAUCGUGUCUGCACCAAUCCCAUCUACAUGGUUAACAUCACAGAAGGCGAACAGGACAUUCUUCUGGACUUCUCUCCCGGGCCAAUCAAUGCUGUGGAUGGAGACAGAGGCCUCAGUACACCUCUCAGCUACAGCAUCCUGUCAGGGGCUGAUGGCGGGCAUUUCGUGAUGGAUGAGCUGACAGGGGAGGUGCGUCUGACAAGAGGAGUAGAGAACAGACUACAGACACCCACACUACACCUCCAAGUCAUGGCAUACCAGAGGAAUGACCCUUUGAAGUAUUCAGUUACCACAGUGGUGGUCUGUGUUGUUGCUGUCAACCACUUUCCUCCUCAGUUCAGUUGGCCUGAAUACCAUGGCUUUGUCAUUGAAGGCGACAGCCCUGCCUCACUGGUCAACACUUACGGCAACACUGUGCUGCUGAUACAGACACAGGACAGGGACUUCUCUGAUGGCAUCAAUCCCAAUAUGCACUACUCCCUGAGGUCCUCGUCCAAUCACACACAGUUCUACCACAUCACACAGGAGGGGCUUCUGAUCGCCAGAACCAAUCAGCUAUGGCCAUCACAGACACACAGUCUGAAGGUAGUGGCUGUGGAUUUGGAGUCAGGUGAAAUGGACACGGCUCUCAUAAAGGUGGAGGUGCUGUUUGAAGGACAAACAGUUCCUCAGGGCCAAUUGGGGGAUGGGCUUCUUCCUGGUAGCUGUGCAGUGGGCAAGGCUAUGGGUAUGGUCAUCCUGGGGCUGACUCUGUUAGGCUGCACUCUGUAUGCACUGCAGCAUGUACUCCAGACAUACAGAGGACUGAAGGACCCAGAGGACAGGGGCUGUAUAGCCCAGGGGAAGCACCCCAACGUGAGAUUACAAUGCUUCCAACUGGUGAGUCACAGUAGUCCCAUGCCAGUACUGGAUGAGGUGAAAUUUAAAAAAGAGGGUCUGAGCAGCUCCACCUCCAAGCUACUGGGCAGUCAGAGCAUCUACAGUCCUGCAGACUUCAACUCUUCUCCACUCAAUGUUUUACCUGUAGCUAUACCCUCAACGACCUACAUCCAGCCUAUACUACCCAGCACCACUCCUACAGACCCCAGUCAUUGCCCUGCUUCACCCAACUCCUCCCAUACACCUGCUACAACCACCACACCUGAACUACUCACAACAUCCACUCAACCCUUGGACAACUCUAGCUUUAACACACCCACACUCCCCACACCUACCCCGAAUCUGAUGGAUGAACCUUUAUCUACAGACAGAUUUUCACAUACACACCCCUUCCCUAUUGCAGAAGAGGUAGGUACACCCACUCAGGUAGAAGAGACUCCUAAAGACACCCACCCACCUACCUCACCUACCCAACAGCAGGUACACACACCUUUACCUCCUCCCAUUCCUAUCAACUCACCCCCCCAUGCCACCCCACCUACCUCAAUUACCACACCUCUCCCUCUUUCACCUGCUGCAGACCCAAUACACACUCCAGAGUGUACAGGAGAUACUCACACACCUUUACUUACUCCACCCUGUCCAGAGCAGGACAGCGUUGGGACACCCCCACCUAAACCCACUACAGGGCAGGCACACAUACCUGUACUGACCACGCCCACCCCAGAGCAGGUAGGACCACCAGGGUACCCUGAGAAGUGCAAACUCUCCACACACAGCCCUGAGACAGCCUCCAUUUGGGAUGAUGACUGCUUCCUGGGGGAUGAGGAGGCCAUCAGGACCAGUGAUGAUGAUGAGGAUGAAGAGCUGGUGAGACUCUGUUUUCGAGUACAGCCCACAUUCCUGAUAACAGACUAUGACAAUGACAUCACUACUGAGAUCCCCCCUAGCAGUGGAGAGGACGAGGGGACUGAAAAUGGCGAAGGAGUGGAGAGAGCGAUGGAAUUGAUGGAGGGAGACAAGGGAGAGAGAGGCAGUGAUUAUAUGGAAGGAAAGGGGGGUCAUUUGGAGAGCGAAGCAGAGAGCUUGAAACAGGGGAAUCAAUCAUCUCAACCCUGUAAUACCGAGCAGGAAGUAUCAGUGGGCCAAUCAGAGGAGAGAUAGACAGUAACCCAGCAACACUCUCUAACUAAAAGUAUCUUUGGUGAGUUGCUGAGGCCAAAGAUGUCGGAACGCUCUGAAACACACCCAUAUAAACACACACAGAAACACACACACACAUACAGUACACUGAUGACAUAGGAACAUCCUAGACUUGCCUCAACCAAGUGUAAAUGAAACACAACACAACAGGCCAUGUGUCUGAGAUAUAGGCUACACUUCACUUGUAACAUAGGCCUAUGACUUGAGUUUGUUGUGUUGCUGUGUUGUUGUUCUUAUUGUGUUGAAUGGACUCCUGCACACUGUGUGUAGGCCUACUUACAAAUAAAUAUGUAUCGUGCAUCUG